Molecule: messenger RNA, 1081 nt
Organism: Haemorhous mexicanus (house finch)
Lineage: Eukaryota; Metazoa; Chordata; Aves; Passeriformes; Fringillidae
Gene: SHD
Product: Src homology 2 domain containing transforming protein D
Exons: 6
Coding region: 79-1026 (315 amino acids)
Molecular function (GO): phosphotyrosine residue binding
Source: RefSeq, a predicted model, not a curated record
CGGCGGCGGGGGGGUCCCGGCGGGUCCCGGUGCCGCUGGGUCCCGGCCGUCCCGGCGGUGCCGGUGCCGCUCCCCGCCAUGGCCAAGUGGCUCCGGGAGUACCUGGGCCGGGGGGCCCGGCGCUCCCCCCCGCGCCCGCCCCAGCCCGACUACAGCGGUCCCGGGGGCCCCGCCGCCGCCGCCCCCGGAGCCGCGCUCCGCGGCCCCGCCGCCUCCCCGCGCCACCGCCUCGUGCGGGUGGGGGGCGCGGGGCCGGGGGGCGGCCCCCGCCGCCUGCAGCAGGGCCCAGGUGAGAGCGAGUACUCGGAGCCCUUCGAGGGGGAGCAGGACCCGGCGCCCGAGGGCGGCUGCGACGAGGAGGCCACAGGGUGCCAGCGGCAGGGCGAGGGCCGGCGGGUGCGGCCGCGCCGGGGUCCCCAACUCUACGACACCCCCUCCGAGGAGUGGGACACGGCCGGGGACAGCCCGGGGGGGCCCCCGGCCCGCGAGAGCCGCCUCCCCCGCGACGACGAGCGCCCGGCCGACGAGUACGACCAGCCCUGGGAGUGGAAGAAGGAUCACAUCUCACGGGCGUUCGCAGUGCAGUUUGAGAGCCCCGAGCGCUCCCCCAGCCUGUCCCGGCCGCUGCCGCGCUCCCCCCGCGCCCCCGGCGGCCCCCGGCCCGCCUGCCCCCCCAGCCCCAGGCACGUGGACACCUCGCUGCCCCUGGAGAAGCAGGCCUGGUACCACGGCCCCAUCGGGCGGGCGGGCGCCGAGACGCUGCUGGCGCUGUGCCGCGAGGGCAGCUUCCUGGUGCGGGACUGCGAGACCAGCCCCGAGGACUACUCGCUGUCCCUCAGGAGCAGCCAGGGUUUCGUGCACGUGAAGCUGACGCGGACCCGGGAGCAGCACUUCACGCUGGGCCGGGCCGGGGCCGCCUUCCCCUCGGUACCGGCGGCCGUGGGGCACUACACGGCGCGGGCGCUGCCCGUGCGCGGUGCCCGCCACCUGUCCCUGCUCUACCCCGUGGCCGUGCAGCCCCUGUGAGCCCGCGACCCCCGCCCGCGCCCCCCGCCCCAUUAAACCGCCGUGUCACACCGGG